UUGACAUUCACUUUUGACAAUUUAUUUGACAUUCACUCCACACAUAAAUUCACAAAAACUUAAAAACAAUGUGAAUUGUACCUAGUAAAAUAUUUUACAAAAUUAUAAAAUUUCCUGCUGUACUGCAAAUUUUAGUUAAAUAUCUUUUUUUGUUAUAAAGAAAUAUGACGAAGUUACUGGAAUGGGUUUCAGUAUUAUCAGCUAUCUUUGCAGUAUGGUACUCCCUUGUAGGAGGUUAUGUGAAGCAUCCACUUAUUGAAAAAAAUAUGAAUUUAGUUAUGAUAUCUCCAUUAAUAUUCGUCAUUCUUUUCGGGCUAUAUGCCGUGACUGUGGUGCUGUAUAGAGUGUUUACAUUCAACAACUGUGAAGAGGCCGCCAGAGAGCUACAGGAUGAAAUUAAAGAAGCCAAAAGAGAUUUGCGUGAAAAAGGACUUGAAUUGUGAAAUGAAACAUUCCAAUAACAUUGAUAAAUUAUAAUUAUAUAAUAUAAAUAUUUUGUUAUUU
Molecule: messenger RNA, 504 nt
Organism: Plodia interpunctella (Indianmeal moth)
Lineage: Eukaryota; Metazoa; Arthropoda; Insecta; Lepidoptera; Pyralidae
Gene: Dpm3
Product: Dolichyl-phosphate mannosyltransferase subunit 3
Exons: 2
Coding region: 165-443 (92 amino acids)
Biological process (GO): GPI anchor biosynthetic process
Cellular component (GO): endoplasmic reticulum membrane; dolichol-phosphate-mannose synthase complex
Source: RefSeq, a predicted model, not a curated record